AGAGACAGAGCAGAUGCAGUAGGACACGGUCUAUCCAGACCACAUCCGUCCGUUCUCGCGAGCAGGGCUGGUUAUCUACAGCGAUAGCCGGCGUGUUUCAACCGACGGGCGGUUGCGUGGACCAGCUAUGAGCUCAACAGCAGCGGCGGGUGGCUUCGUCCUCUUCGCGCUCUCUGCGUCAGUGGUACGGGGUCAGGCUGACUGGGGAGUGACUUACGCUUCUACUAAGAUCUGCGCCUUAAAAGGAUCAACGGUGGAGAUUCACUGCACCUACAGGUUCCCAUCCGGAAUAAACUCUGUUUCAACCGAAGUUGAGGAAACAUUCUGGUUUACUAAACUGCAGGAUAAAGAACCCGUGGAUCUGAGAACGGACUCAGAGCAUGCGGGUCGUCUGGCGUAUCACUGUGGCAAGAACAACUGCACUCUGAGAAUCGCCGACCUGAGAGAGAGCGACUCCGCUGUGUACAGGUUCAGGUUCAUAACGAACCAGCCAGGUUGGAGUUUUACUGGUUCACCCGGAGUCACCUUGUCUGUCACAGGUCUCGAUGUGCAGACGAGUUACUCAGAACGGUGCAUAAUUGAAAAGUGUAGAUGGUAUUUUCUGAGGUGCCACAGCAGUUGUCCUGUCGCUGAUCCUCGUUCCUACAUCUGGUACAAAAAUGGAGAGCUAUUUAAGGAACAAGGAGAUUACGAAGGAUACUUUUAUCAAGGCAGCAGCAUUUCCUGUGCUGUAAAAGGACACGAGGCCUUCCACUCUCCUUCGUUGUGCGUCCACAGCAGGUGCAGUCAAUUGACUUACGCUGACAGGAGCAUCUGUGCCUUCAGGGGCUCAUCCGUGGACAUUUCUUGCACGUACAACAGUAGUGAACACAUCACAUCCAAAUUCUGGUUCAAGUCUGAACCCGAUGAUACGCGGUGGCCUCGCGUGCAGCCCGUGGACCUUAGCGAAGACUCCCGGUAUGCGGGCCGCGUUCAAGUCUUUGAGACCGAGGGAGGACGCUCCAGUCUGAGAAUCAGUGACCUGAGGGAGACCGAUUCGGCCGAGUACCGCUUCAAGUUCAGAACACGAGGCUUUGAAUGGAGGAGUAGUUUACCUGGCACCACUCUGACUGUCACAGACCCAGAUUUACAGGUGCAGGUGAUCCGGUCUUCUGCUGGUCCAAAGCUGAUUUGUCACAGCAGCUGUUUCCUUCCUGGCCGCUCUUCCUUUGUCUGGUACAAGAACGGAGGGAAAAUCCAGGGAGAAAGAUCUGCAUCUUUUAGAGGAUACGUUGAGCCUGCAGGCAGUUAUUCCUGUGCUUAUGAGGAUUACCGCUCCCUUCCAGUGUAUGCUCCGAAGGUUCCCUCGGUUUUGAUGAGUCGCCCCGGCGACAUUAUGAAGGACAGCCCAGUGUCUCUGAACUGUAGCAGUGACGCUAACCCCGCAGCUCAUUACACCUGGUACAAGGGGAACCAAACACUGCUCAGGAGGGAGGCUCGGCUCGUCUUCGGGUCCAUCCAGUCCUCCGACUCCGGAGCUUAUUACUGCACGGCUGAGAACGAGCUGGGGAGGGAGACAUCUCACUGUGUCUCGAUUAAUGUGAAGUAUGGUCCACAGACGCCCGCUGUGUCAGUCAGUCCCUCCGGUGAGAUAGUGGAGGGCAGCUCCGUGAAUCUGACCUGUAGCAGUGACGCUAACCCCGCAGCUAAUUACACCUGGUACAAGGGGAACCAAACACUGCUCCAGGGACCGGAAGGCUUUUAUCAUUUCACUUCCAUCAGCUCCGAGGACAGAGGGUUUUACCGCUGCAAGGCUGAGAAUCGGUUUGGACGGAUCAACUCUACGUCUCUAUUCUUGGACGUCCAGUAUGCUCCAAAGCUCGUCUCUGUGUCAGCGAGUCCCUCCGGUGAGAUAAUGGAGGGCAGCUCCGUGAAUCUGACCUGUAGCAGUGACGCUAACCCCGCAGCUAAUUACACCUGGUACAUGGGGAACGAAGGCUCACCGCAAGCUUCGGGACAGAUCUUCGCCAUCACCGACUACAGACGCGAACUCAUUGGGAGUUAUUACUGCGAAGCCCGGAACAAGAGGGGACGUCGUAACAACACCCUACAUCUGACUGUUGUAGCAGGCGCGUGGAAACCAGCAGGUACCGGAACAAUCUCAGCCUUUCUGCUGGCUAUCGCAGUCCUCGCCGCCUUCCUAUGGAUCAGAAGAAACGAUUCCUUCACACGGCGGUGCACACAGCGGUGGAGGCGUGGAGAGAGACCCGACAACGGAGCACAGCUGGACGUGGGCCCGGCGCCUCACACCCCGUCAGCUGCAGCGCACAGAAAUCCAGCAGAGCAGGAGCCGGAGCUUCACUACUCAAGCAUCUGCUUCUCGCAGAACCAGGCAGAUGCCGUCUACCACAGUGUCAGGCCCUUUGAUUCCGGGAGAGAGGACGGGGUCGUGUACGCCGCCGUCCGAUGUGACGAUGCCAGCGGGGCGCCAGGAACAAGACGUCAAGAAGACGGAGGGGAUUUAUUUGCUCUGUACAGCACAGUCAACAAAAACCAUGAGAACACAACGUGAAUCCUCGGUCUGUUGUUUACACAUUGAUCUUUACAGCAUUAAGAGAACCAGAAGAAAUAGAAACAUGAAACAGAAGUGGUUUACGUAGGGUGUGUAAAGAGGAGUUUUGAUUUUACCGCUGGAGUUUUUCCUUUGUUUUUGUCAUUUGGGUGAAAAAAAAAAAGAUGUACUUGAAACGUUACUUCAGUUGAAGCACAGGACAACAAAGUUUGUGAGAUAGAAGCGAAGUCUGAAUCUCGAGUGAUUCGUGAACAUGGACACGAAUUUUCCCUUUUUUUUUUUUUUCCCCCUGAAACUCAGCACGACUUUCAAACUAAUGUGUAUUUCAACCCAGAGUCACGGCAGUUUCUGAAGUUACGCCCACCAUCCAGCCCAGCCCCCUGAUAAAGUAGUGCUGAGUGUCACGUAAAAAAAAAAGGAAAGAAAAACCUGUGCCCGUGUACGCGAAGCAAUAGUUUAUAUUUGGUGACUAUUUGGUACAAACUGCUGUGAGAGGGGGUUGCAUAGGAGGAAAAACUCGGACUUACUGCCAUAUAAAUAUAACAGCCCGCUACUGUGCAUAAUUUAUGUGUGGGAAUAAUUAUUUAAAAAAUACGAUUCAAAAAAAGUCAACAUUUGCGUUGCGCGAGUGCUUUAAUGGGGCGCAAGGCGUCACGUGCUGUAUUGGGUGGAAAAGGGGCAUGUCAUGGCCUGAGAUAUGGCGCCGUACCUAAAAUGUUGCUCCCAG
Molecule: messenger RNA, 3278 nt
Organism: Xiphias gladius (swordfish)
Lineage: Eukaryota; Metazoa; Chordata; Actinopteri; Istiophoriformes; Xiphiidae
Product: sialoadhesin-like
Exons: 12
Coding region: 128-2551 (807 amino acids)
Source: RefSeq, a predicted model, not a curated record